Molecule: messenger RNA, 6092 nt
Organism: Stereum hirsutum FP-91666 SS1
Lineage: Eukaryota; Fungi; Basidiomycota; Agaricomycetes; Russulales; Stereaceae
Exons: 4
Coding region: 296-5398 (1700 amino acids)
Source: RefSeq, a predicted model, not a curated record
CCAAUUACCCUCUGUUCGCUCUCCCUCCCCCGGUCCUGGCCACAUUCCAGACCGUCCGCCGUCCGCCCUCUCUUCUUACAACCCACUCCCCUCUUCGUCUUACAACCCACUCCCCUCCUCAUCGUCCUACAACCCGACCCAUAGACCAGGAGUAACACCACGACCACGACCAAGAGGCGACUCCUCAGUGUCCGAAGCACAGAGGAUAUCAGUGGCUGCGUUUAGGGAGGCACAGGCGAGACGGAGCGCGGCGGGGAGUCCGGUGAAUAGUCCGAGUCCGAGACUUGGUGCGUCGAUGCCUGUUUCUGCUUCGAGUUCGCCAAGUGCGAGUGGAGUGAGUCCGAGGUUAUCAGCCGCGACUGUGGUUGGGCGAGGAAAUUCACCUCAGAUGGCUGCGGCUGCGAGAGGUCCGCAGGGGAGGCCAUUAUUCGCGAAUCAGGACGAGACGUCAUCGGAGGAAUCGGAGGAAGAAUCAGAGUCGGAGGGUGGGGAGCAGGAGGGAGAGGAGUCGGACGAGGAGGAUAACGUACCUCUUGGACGGGGGCGGAUGGCUGGGGUUGUGGUUGCGAAGAUGGGUGGACAUGGGAGGGAAGGCGCGACCGGAGGAGGAGGUGGUGGUACUGGAAGAGAAGGACAGGGUAGAGAAGGGAGAGACGCAAGAGAAGGACAGGCAAGAGAGCCAAGAGACGAAAGCACGGUGAGGCCCGUCUCGAGGAAACGGACGAUCACCCAGCGGAGCGCGAAGGCGGCGAGCGAGAUGGGACAUCGGACGAGUAGGGGGGAUGGGCUCGACUCCCACGUUACUUCUAAUGCCAACUUUGACGGCAACGGUGGGGGGAAUACCAACUUCAGCGGGAAUGGUGGCGGGAUGGGCAGUGGAGGUGGGGUGGGGGCGACGCAGAGUACGACUCAGUUGGCGAGUUAUACAAAUGGGGCGGGUGGGAGCGAGGGCAUGAGAGGUAUGGCGAGUCGGUCGACUUCGGCGUUGGUUGGUGUUGGGGGUGGUGUUGGUGGGGCGACUGGGAGAAGUGGGAGUACGGUGGCGGUGGCGCCUGCGGGGACGGGGACGAGUGGAGCACCAAUCCCCCGCCCUCAACCCCAUCCCUCACACAUCCCCCUCCCCCGCCCUCUAACUUCAACCACCCGCCCUUACUCCUCCUUCCACAACUCAUCUUCCUCUUCCGCUUCAACAUCCAACUCCUCCUCUUCUUCUUCAUCCGACUCCGAUUCCGACGAGGAGACAAGAGAAGGAGAAGAAGAAGGAGAAGGAGAUUCAGACGACGCACCCCUCGCGACACUCUUACCCCCCUCCCGACCCGGCUCAGCCUAUUCGAAUCGGUCCAACCCCAACCUUGCACACAAUAAUACUGGUGGCGGGAUGCUUGGUGUCACCGGUGGAUUCGGAAUCGGAGCGCUCAUGCCGAGACCGCCGUCCCGAUUGAACGAAGGCGCCGGCGCCGGCGCACCGAGAGCGAGGACGCAGAGUGGGCCGAAACAGGUGCAGGCGACGACGGGGCCGUUGAUCGAUAUUGGGGCGUUGACGGGGGGGUUGUUCGGAGGGUUGGCGGGGAAGAUACAGCAGACACAAUCGGCUUCGCCCGCGCAAGGACGGGGAAGGUCACCGAUUCCGUCGCCCUCACCUUCACAGGGACAAGCACGACCACAGGGAUACGGACAAGCACAGGGAGAGCCCUGUCCGCCCAUCCCACCUUCCAAAUCCAUGUCUUUACCUCCUUGGAGCUCACAAUCACACGCCCCCUCACACUCACCGAUACCGACGACGACAGGAAGAUCGCCACCGACGACAACAGCAAGAUCACCACCGCCGACGACAGCGCGAACACCACCGCCGCCGCCUCCGAAACCGAUUCCGAUACCUGAUCCUGUGUCUACGUUCGCGAGGCCGAUCCCGGGGCGGACGGUGGAUGGUUCGGAGUUGGGGAUGGGGAUGUCUGGGGGCGUGCGGGAAGGACUUGGAGAGGGCGGGGAUGUGGAGAGUACGGUCGUAGCGGGCGAGAAAGGCGAGAAGGUUGAGAAGGGUGAGAAGAAUGAGAGGGGCGAGAGGUUAUUCGCUGGGUUGGGAGGGUUAAGUCUCGGGAGCUUGACCGGUCUCGGAUCCUUCGUCAACGUCGGGUCAAGCUCAAGUCCAUCCCCAGCUCCAGCUGGAAACACCGGCCCCGGUCCAACUUCACCUACGACAGAACAGACAAGGGGAAGAGAACGCUCCAUGACGCUCCCCCUACCCCCACCGCCCUCCAUGAUCGACAUGACGACUCCCAUCCCGCGUUUACCCGUCCCUCUACCGCCGCCGCCGUCUGCGAUCGACGACGAGGACGAGGAUAUUGGAUUGGCGUUGGCUUAUCUUUCGAUGACUUCGCCGUCGUCUUCGUCGGGGUCGCCGCCUGGGAGUUUGUCCGACAAGGGUAAACCGCCCAGUUCAGCUUCGGACAAAGCUAAGCCGCCGACCAUAUCGUUGCCCGACAAGCCACAACCACAGACGCAGGCGCAGACGAAGGAGAAGGAUCCGAACGAGGGCAUGGUCAUCGUCCCGAAACAGAGACGGGAGAGUCUGGGCGUCACGGAGCGGUUAGCGGCACUAACGAGAGCACAGGGUCUGAAGAAAGACGCGGAGAGGGAGGCGGCAGCAGCUGAGGUCGCGCGCGAGAAGGAGAAGGAUGGGAAGAGGGAGGGCUUGACGCCGGUGCUCAAGGUUGAUACGUUCACGGCUUCGCCGGGCUCGAUGUAUUCGACGCCACAGUCUGCGUAUUUCUCCGCGAUGGACUCUACCUCUGCUCCCGCCCCAGCACCGUCAAGCCAAGCGCCAGUACCGGCACAGACGAACGAAUCGAGGUCGAUCUUUGGGAAACCGAGGCGGCCGGGGCAUGCAAGGUCUGUUUCUGCGACGUCGUUCGGGUCUGGGAAUAUGUUGGGCGAUACGCCGGUCGACGAUGCUCAGCAGCACGGUUUCACGACGACGACCGGGCCUGGUUUGGGGGUGGAUGGCGGUGAGGAUAGAGAUAGGAUCGUGCCGACGCCGAUUAAGGAGAGGAGGCCACCACCGAGCUUUAGUGUGAUGAGUCGGCCGGUCAGCCAUGCGAGUUCGGGGAGCGCGGGGACAUUGAGUGGGAUCAUGGGGAAUAGUUCCACGUCUGCUUCUGCCUCUGCUUCUGCGCCGGAUACCUCGGAUCCUGCGAAGACGGGGAUGACGGCGGCUGUGAGGGAAAGGGGGAGGGAAAGGGAGGUGGGGACGGGAUUGGGUGGUACUGGGAGGGAGAGGAGUACGAGUCGAUUGGAUGGGGAGAGGAGCACGAGUAGGCAGGAAGGCGAGAAAAAACAACUUAGGUCUGCGAUGGCCGGUUCGAGAGCUGCUGCCGCUGGUCUUGGAAUCUCGUCGUCUUUGUCCGCCUCUUCGUCCUCUAUCUCUGGUUCUAGUUCGGCUGGAGGUUCCGCUUCUGCUGCCGGUGCUGGUGUGGCAAGGCCGGGGAUCUUGAGGAAUAAGCAUCAUAGACAACGAUCUUAUGAUCUGAACACCACUGCAGCCGUUACUGCGACCACCACCACCACCUCUUCCUCGCAACCCGCUCCGCCUCGUUCAGCGCCUCAAGCCCGUUCACAAACCCAGCCCUUCCUACCAAAUCAUUCCUCACAACAACAACAACAACACCCUGCACAUCCACAUCCGCCACAUCCCUCAUACUCGUACGAUCACCCGCAACAGCCCCAACGUCCCUUCGGUAGCUCUGGGUUCCUACGUGAUGGCUCGCCCGCGAGUUCCACCGGCGAUUCAUCUUUGAGCGGGAGCGGGAGAAUUCCUAUUACGCCGAGGGAUGGGAGUGAAGUCGCGGGACCUGCUUCGAAUUCGUCGGCAUUCCCGUGGUCGCAGAAGUCGAAUCAUAGUGGGUAUGGAGCGGAGUCAAAGAGUUCACUUGGUGGACUUUCAGCGAAUGCGAGAGGGAGUGGUGCGGUGGCUAGACCGCCGCAUGUGAGGAAGACGAGCGUGUCGUUUGAGGAGCCGGCGCCUGGGGAGCUUGAUCGGGAGCGAGAGAGGGAGCGAGAAAGGGAGAGAGAACGGAGGAGGAGUGGGGCGAGUUCGGGGGCGGGGACGGAGGUUGCGAGGGGGAGGGCGGGGAGUACGGGCACGGCACAGCAGAAGGAGGGUGAUGUGCAGGAUGAGAAGGAGAAGGAGAGGAUGGCGGAGGAGAGGAGGAAGGAGAGGAGAAGAAGGGAGACGAGGGAGGGUAUGGAGAUCAAGGAAGUCCUCCAUGGCAAAGGUCCUCUUCUCGACGAUGACGAUGAGGACGAUGAGGAUCAGCCUCUCAACAUGGGGCCGCGCAUGAUGGGCCUCAAUAUGGGCAUGAACGGUUCAUCCAUGAACCUCCUCAAUCCCGGUCCUAAUCCCGCCAUGAACAUGUCGAACAUGCCGAUGAUGAACAUGAACAUGCCGAUGGGCAUGCCCAACGGUAUGAAUAUGCCCGCCGGUAUGCCUAACAUGAACAUGGGCAACAUGGGCAUGGGCGGGAUGGGAAUGAACCCGAUGAUGGGGAUGCAGGGGAUGAAUAUGCCUGGCAUGGGGAUGGGCAUGGGGAUGGGAGGGAUGCCUGGUAUGGGCAUGAACAUGAUGCCCGGGAUGGGAGCAAUGCCCAUGGGCGGUAUGGGCGCUCCCGGCAUGGAUCCCAACAAUCCAGCAUUCGCACAAGCGCACCAACAAGCCAUGCUCAUCGCGAAACAAGCAUACCAGUUCGCGGUCGCCCAGCAGGCCAUGAAAGAGGCAGGCGAUGAGUGGGAACGAGGAUCCUCCGUUUCUGGGUGGGGAGGUGGUGGUGCCAGCCGGAAUAGUCUCAUGCCGGACCUCACGGGCGGCGGGAUGGGCAUGCUGGGCGCUGGAAUGGGGAUGGGUGGUCAACAGGGGAUGUUGUUCCCCCAUCACACCGGCGGGACGUCCUUCGGUGGUCCUAUGGGCGGUCCGGGCAUGAUGUUCCCCACGGGAUCGCGGUCGGUCUAUGGAGGCAGUGAAUAUGGUGGUUUCGGUGGUGCAGAUAGCAGGUCUGAGGUUGGCGGUGGUUGGGGAAGUAGGAGUGUAUAUGGCGAGAGCUUCGGGCCUUCCGCGGAUAAUCGAAACUCGAGAGCUUCGAUGAGGCCGCCGAUGCCGACGUCGCAGAGUACGGGCGGGUUGAUUGGCACUGCGAAUAGGGAUAGUGUCGCGGGUGGGGGUAGUCCCGGUAAUGGUGGGGCUGGUGCGGGUGGAAGACCUGGGCCGAGACCUAGGACGAGGACGGCACCGAGUUCGCCGCAGAAUCCUUUGGUAAAGGGCGUCGGACAGACUCCAAAGAAGGCGCCUGGUGGUGGGGGGUUGGUGGGGCAUGUAACACCGCCGUCGAGUUGGAGAGGCCCUCAAUAAUUUUUGGUAUUUUUUGGUCCUGGUUUCGUUGUUUGCUACCUCUUUUCGUCCAUUCCUAGGAUGUCACCUAUAUCUCAAAGCAGACUAACUCGCUAUACCGUCCCGCGUUCUCGUCGUUGUCAUUACCAAUGAACACUUGUUCGCCGUCAUAGUUUUAUCCUCGCGUUAUCAUUCGCUAUCCCAUCCCCUCAUCGCGUCUAUGGACACAUUAGAGCAUGCAUAAAUUAACGCAUACAUACAGGUCCGUUAACGAGGGGCAUACCUUAUGUGGACAAUCGUCCUACCGUUCCCUUUUUCAAUUCCACCUACUCUGCAUUCAUUCACUUACUCACGAAGCUUCUUUCUACGCUCUUUACUCACAUCUUCUCAUCUUCUUCCUAGCAUACGUAUGUAUCAUCUCUCAACUGCAUGAACUCUUCAAACCGAACUAACUUACCUGCUCUCAUUGACUUUUAUUCUCUUUACGCCCAUCGCUUCUUUCCUUUCCUUUCCUUUCCUUUUAUUAUCUCUCUCUCUCUCUCUCUCAACUCAUCCAUCUCUCUCUCCUCUCUAUUUACGUCAAAACGCAUCUUUCCGGACUCAGUAUUCAGGUAUGAAUUCGGAGCGAGACGUGUGUACUCUUUCCUCUUCUCUCAGGUCUAUCUAUCAUCCAUCUAUAUAUCCUCCACUCACGUCGUUUGGCUCCCCUAGUUGC